Molecule: messenger RNA, 1991 nt
Organism: Chara braunii
Lineage: Eukaryota; Viridiplantae; Streptophyta; Charophyceae; Charales; Characeae
Source: the annotation of a GenBank genome assembly
GCGACGCUCUCGAUUACCAUGAUUUCAUCAUCUGUGCUGUUCGUCUGCUCAGCAAGCAUGAUGAAGUGCUUGAGCAAUGCCAAAGAACUUGGACGCAUGUGAUGGUUGACGAGUUUCAGGAUACAAGCGCCAUGCAAUAUAAGUUCUUGAAGUUGAUUGCAUCGCAUGGGAGGUUGACAAUUGUGGGAGAUGAUGACCAGGAAUGACGCAGCACAGUGUGCGUAUGUGGUAGACCGCAUUAUUGUGGCAGCAAACACACAAGCGCGAGAAGAAGGCUCCACAAAACCUCCCUACGGUGCUUUUGCGAUUUUGUAUCGGAGGCAGGUGACUGGAAAGCUGUUUCAAAUCGAAUUUCGCAAGCGUGGAAUUCCUUUCAAUGUUCAUGGUGUUGCAUUCUACCGCCGAAAGAUAAUUCGGAAUGUAAUGGCAAUGCUGCGGGCAGUUCUCCCAGGAAACAAUGACCAAGCAUGCAGAAGAGUUUUUAAGUUUCUCUUUUCAGAGAAUAAGGAAGAGAGCAAGAAGGCUGUGGAAUAUGUGGAGAAAGUGGCAAGAGCAUACAACAAGAAGUUUCUAGAAGCAGCUCAGGCGAUCUUUGGAGGAAAAGUAUCUGGAACCUUCACUAAGCGACAGUUAAACCAGGGAAAAAAGACUCUUGCUGCAAUCCAAACAUUGUGUCUGCAGUCCCUGAAGGAGCAUUCUCUUUCUUCAUUUGUGGGCACUGUGACGAAGAUGAUUCCACAGAGGGCUGUAUUUGAAAGCAAGGCCGUCAUUGAUGAGAACGGUGGCAAGCUUCUGAAUGAAGACUCCGAUCCUCGCUCGGUCUUUGAUUACCUCAUGGACGACGUUGCAAGCUUCCUGGCAGAUCAUUAUGUUCCUUGCCUUCUUGGAAAUUAUGAUGCAAUGCAGCAGGGUGAUGACCAAGGGCAUUGCAAAGAUGGAGCACAAGGAGAGAUGAAGCAGACAGGUUGCAUCAACGCUGUCAGAUCGUUUGUGGACCACGUCGCCGCACGAGAAACUGAAAACUUCCGUGGCAUAGUGAGGGAUAAUCAGAACGCUGUCACACUGACCACAAUGCAUCAGUCCAAGGGCUUGGAAUGGGACAAUGUCUUUGUUGUGAAAGUCAAUGAUGGCGACGUGCCCCUACGAAGACAGGAUUUUGGAGCACCACCUGAAUCAGGAGGAUCACUUGAGGAAGAAAGACGCCUGCUGUAUGUAGCUAUGACAAGAGCUCGAUGCAAUUUGGUCUUGACAUUUGUGAUGGUUGACGAGAACCGUCAGAUCUUGCCGCGUUCUCCAUUCAUCCACGAGCUCCCGAGACAGUUGAUCAACUGGAAGCUGCUGUGCCAAUUGACAGCGAAGCAUCCAGAUCAAAGCCUGGAACAGGAAGGCAUGCGGCCCUGUGGCAAUAGCACCAAUGACAUCAAGCGUUACCAGGCUUGUCAGGACCCCAUUUCGCGCAGAGCGCCAGGGAUCACUGCUGCCCUCCCACCCAAUCAGGCUCGCUUUUCAACCGAUCAAGUCGUUGGCCAUCCGGGGGACCAAGGGACUGAUAUAAAAACUGGUUUUGAGGAUGAACAACAACGCAAAGGAGCAUUUGUCGGGCAUAUGAUCUCUUGGCAUGGAGGAGAGACGAAUGAGGAGUCGAGGAGCCGUACUGCUUCUGCACGUGAAAUACACGAGAAUGGUACACCCAAGAAGCAUCUUGGUUAUUUUGAAGAAUGCGACGAGGGAAGUGGAAGGAGUUUGCAUGCUGGGCCUGGCGCGCAUCGAGAUGGAGGUGGAGGCGGCACUGGAGAAGCAGAAAGGAUUUAUGGAUCUGAUGCAUUCCUGCAGAGGUCUGUGAGAGUCGUGUGACAACUCAAAAUCUCAAUUUCAUUGCCGUUUCUUCUUCUUCUUUUUCCUUUUUGCCUCAGAUGGCUUUUUAAUAAGUUAUUUUAUUAUUACAGCCCCAGUGCCCAAGGCAAAACUUACAACAAAUAAAACAUCAAUCA